AUGAUUUUAAUUGAAAUUAAAGGUGUCGAUAGACAAAAUAGACAAGAAUUUGAGACCUUGGAGAACAAUCGCACUUGGACUUUAGUUCCUGCAACACCUGACAUUACUAUUGUGAACAAUAGAUGGAUUUUUCGGGUAAAACAUAAUGCAGAUGGAAGUGUGGACAGGUAUAAGGCACGCCUUGUUGCCAAAGGCUUUCAACAAAUAGCUGGUUUGCAUUUCUUUGAGACUUAUAGCCCUGUGAUCAAGCCAUGUACUAUAAGAGUUAUCUUUACUCUUGUUGUUAACUUUGGAUGGGGUGUUCAACAAACAGAUGUUAACAAUGCUUUCUUGAAUGCAGAGUUACAAGAAACAGUCUAUAUGCACCAACCUUAA
Molecule: messenger RNA, 375 nt
Organism: Humulus lupulus (European hop)
Lineage: Eukaryota; Viridiplantae; Streptophyta; Magnoliopsida; Rosales; Cannabaceae
Exons: 1
Coding region: 1-375 (124 amino acids)
Source: RefSeq, a predicted model, not a curated record